Danio rerio (zebrafish) is the source of this 1729-nucleotide messenger RNA. It is a transcript of the gene zpr1, whose product is annotated as ZPR1 zinc finger. Gene Ontology annotation, molecular function: translation initiation factor binding; zinc ion binding. Gene Ontology annotation, biological process: positive regulation of gene expression; axon development; positive regulation of protein import into nucleus. The record is from RefSeq and is marked provisional. Lineage: Eukaryota; Metazoa; Chordata; Actinopteri; Cypriniformes; Danionidae. Gene Ontology annotation, cellular component: Cajal body; nucleolus; cytoplasm.
AGAAAAACGUGUGCAAGCGCCUGGAAACUUCUAGCAAGACGCCACUCAUUAAUAUCGAAUCGCUUUUUCUCUAGUGAACUAGAGAUUGCAAAUAGUUUUAACCUAAAGUGUCUCACAGGAUGUCAGUUAUUGAAGAGGAGCGCGUCCGCGGCAGCGUUUUUAAAGAUAUUAAUGCGGAAGAUGAAGAUCAGCAACCUACAGUCAUCGAGAGUUUGUGCAUGAACUGUUAUGAAAAUGGAAGCACGCGUCUUCUUCUUACUAAAAUCCCUUUCUUCAAAGAAAUCAUCAUCAGCUCCUUCGCAUGUCCACACUGUAACUGGUCCAACACAGAAAUCCAGUCAGCUGGUCGGAUACAAGAACAGGGUGUCCAGUACACCCUACAAGUAAAGACCAAACGGGACAUGAACCGAGAGGUUGUGAAGUCUGACAGUGCGUCCACCAGAAUCCCACAGCUUGAUUUUGAAAUUCCUGCUUUUACACAGAAGGGGUCUUUGUCAACAAUCGAGGGCCUUCUGGACAGAGCAGUGGCGGGUUUAGAACAGGACCAACCUAUAAGAAAGGCAACAGAUCCAACUGUAGCUGACAAAAUAGAGGAAUUCAUCCAGAGAUUGAAGAAACUUAAGGAAGUAGAGGAUGAAUUCACAUUAAUUAUUGAUGAUCCAUCAGGGAACAGUUUUAUCGAGAACCCAUUUGCGCCUCAGAAAGACGCUGCUCUGUCUGUGACGUAUUAUAAAAGGACACCUCAACAAAACGCUUCUCUAGGUAUAGAGGUUGAAGAAGAACAAGCAGAUGAGAGUCCUGGCAAUGAUCUAGACACCCUGAGGAAUGAGGUAUUAGUGUUCAACACUAACUGCCCAGAAUGCAACGCUCCAGCUAAUACAAACAUGAAGCUUGUCCAAAUUCCACACUUUAAAGAGGUCAUUAUAAUGGCCACUAAUUGCGAUAGCUGUGGACAUCGCACCAAUGAGGUAAAAUCAGGAGGAGCCACAGAAGAGCUGGGAACCAGAAUAACACUACACUUAACAGAUCCUUCAGAUAUGUCCAGAGACCUGCUGAAGUCAGAGACAUGCAGUGUGUUGAUUCCCGAGCUGGAGUUUGAGUUGGGAAUGGCGGCUCUCGGAGGGAAGUUCACGACGGUAGAGGGGCUGUUGAAGGACAUUAAAGAACUGAUUGUUUCGAAAAACCCCUUUAUGUGUGGAGACAGCUCUGCAUCUGACAGAGUGGAGAAGCUGCAGCUGUUUGGACAAAAAAUCGACAAGAUAAUGGCGGGAGAAAUGGAUGUGCAUAUUGUCCUGGAUGAUCCAGCAGGAAAUAGCUAUCUUCAGAAUGUUUAUGCUCCAGAUCCAGACCCAGAAAUGAAGAUUGAGAAAUACACCAGGACUUUUGAGCAGAACGAAGACUUGGGCCUCAAUGACAUGAAAACAGAAGGGUACGCAGAGAAAUAGGCUUGAAGUCAGAAAAAAUGGAGAUUAUAUGUUGCUAAUGGCCAAAUUCUGUCAAAUUCACCAUUAUGUACCAUUAUUUAAUUCAGUUUUACAUGUAAUUGUAAUAUCCCAUGUAAUUAACACUUCUGCUGUCGUUAAAGUCAGCUUUAUUAUUUAAGAAAAGAAAUACAGCUGUUUUGGCUUGAAUGAAAGUGCAAGGUUGUGUAUUUUCCUUGCUGCCUAUAAAGUAAUUUUUAAGUUAUAAGUUUUGGUCGUUGUGUUAAUAAAUAAUGUAACAACAAAAA